Messenger RNA from Cydia splendana, 1019 nucleotides. Its product is annotated as activity-regulated cytoskeleton associated protein 2-like. The record is from RefSeq and is a predicted model, not a curated record. Lineage: Eukaryota; Metazoa; Arthropoda; Insecta; Lepidoptera; Tortricidae. The transcript has a single exon. Bases 144 to 1019 code for a protein of 291 amino acids.
UGUCGUUUUCACUUUUAAAUAGCCUAGUCAUCCGAACCCCGAGCUAGCUGGCGCUACAAAAUGGCUGCCCAAGUGUGAGGCUAUAGUGAAAAAGUGGACUUUUGUGCCGUGAUUCAUUAAAAUAAACAAUAUAGUGUACUAAAAUGCCGCCUAAAUCAAGGAGAAAUCGACGUGUGUCGACGCCGACGCGAGAUGACCUCGAGCCCGCUCGAGAAGGUUCUUUCACGAGAGAUGACGUCGCGACGCUUGUGGAUUCGUUGCAACGGUCGCAAACCAACGCCUUCAGGGAACUGCUGGAAAGCGUCAUCACAACCUCUAGGCACCCGUCGUCGUCUACUACAUCGACACCGUUUCCUGUAGAAGGAGGAAAUUUCUCUCGCUGCAAAGCUCGAUUCGCUGGAAAUGCAGAAGAGUCCAUCGAAGGUUUUAUUGACGCCAUUGAAGCCUACAAAGAUUGUGCAAACAUCUCGGACGAUAACGCCAUUCGAGGGUUAUCUAUGCUAUUAACGCAUUCAGCCGCAGAUUGGUGGCAGGGCAUAAAACCGGAGACAACUUCAUGGGCCGAAGUAUUGGACAGCUUGCGCCAUACCUACGGCGACAAUCGAGCUCCGCCACGCAUUUACCGCGACUUAUUUGCUACACCUCAAGGCGACGAAAAUACUCAUAUUUUCGUCGCAAAGUGCAGAGCGCUGUUGGCAAAAUUGCCGCGUAGCGAGUUGGCUGAGAAGGUACAAUUGGAUAUGGUGUACGGACUGUUAAACAAACGUAUACGUAAACGUGUUAAGAGGGAAGAGUGCGCAACGUUUAAGAUAUUGUUACAAAAGGCGCGCGCUGUCGAAGAAUCGUUGAACGAGAGUACGAACGAUACAAAGGCCGCCGCCGCUUCCAAGAACGUGAGCUACGCCUCGCCGAGUCGUCCCGUCGCCGUGUCAAAGCCGCCGCGCGCUGCCGCGAGCGCGAGCGCCGCGCCGCCGUCCCGCGAGCCCCGCGCGCCUCUGCCGCGUCGUUUAGAUAGAUGA